UUAAUCAACUAGACAAGUGUUUCUUUCUAGAUAUUUUAACGGAUAUAACGAAUCUCAUUGUGGUGGCUCAUGAGUCGUUCGUUAACCCAUUUUUCCAUACUCUCAAAUUCAAUCAUCACCAACAACAUGACACCUAAAUUGACACUUACGUAUUUGUCUCAAAACAUUUCUCUUUUCACUUGAUUGCUUUCAACUUGCUUUUGUCUUCAAUCCUCAAUCAGUCACCAUGAAACCUCCCAGAUUGCUCACCACUAAUCCCUCUAGACCCAUCCUGUUCACCCGACCCAAACCCGGUUCAAACAUCAACUGGGUCUAUGGCCGGUACCGGCCACCCGGUGUUAGAAUAUUACCGGUAGCAUGUAUGGCCACCAGCUCCACACAUAACACCCAUUUGGCCGAUACACCGGCCGAUGUUGCAUCUUCCGGCAAGCUUCAUAAUUCUCCUUCUACAGGGAAGAAGCUUGACGGUUGGGAGGAGACAAUUGAGAAGGUGAUUUAUAAUUGCCGGUUCUUGGCUCUUUUGGCCGUUAUGGGAUCUUUAAUUGGAUCUUUCCUAUGUUUUAUAAAGGGUUGUGCAUAUGUUGUGGCAUCAUUUCAAGAAUAUUUUGUGUACCAUGGGAGAGGGAUCUUCCAACUAGUGGAGGCCAUUGAUGUGUAUCUAUUGGGAACCGUCAUGUUGGUUUUCGGCAUGGGCCUGUAUGAGCUUUUCAUUAGCAAUCUUGAUCCAAGCUCAGAGGGAUCAUCUACUCGCAGAUCGAAUCUCUUUGGCUUGUUCGUUCUAAAGGAAAGGCCAAAAUGGUUGGAAAUAAAAUCGGUUAACGAGCUGAAAACAAAGCUCGGGCAUGUCAUAGUGAUGCUUCUGCUAAUCGGGUUAUUCGAAAAGAGUAAGAAGGCCGCCAUUCUAACCACUACGGAUUUACUGUGUUUCUCAGGCUCUGUGUUACUAUCUUCAUGUUGCUUGUAUCUGCUAUCAAAGCUUCACUAGAUGCACAGAUCGAUCUCACGGCCCACGGGUCAGCCAGGUGCACUAAGGCGGGCUCUUUCUCUUGUUUCCGCAUAUAACUGGUUUCAUGUAAAAGUGAUGUUUAGUAUAUACUUUCUAUAGAGCAUAAUGUUGUGAAUUUGUGUUUGUUUAAUAGCUCGAUUACAAGUAGUUAUUACCUA
This is a messenger RNA of Helianthus annuus (common sunflower), 1164 nucleotides long. RefSeq lists its product as uncharacterized. The record is from RefSeq and is a predicted model, not a curated record. The transcript has 5 exons. The coding region runs from base 227 to 985 and encodes 252 amino acids. NCBI's taxonomy places the organism in Eukaryota, Viridiplantae, Streptophyta, Magnoliopsida, Asterales, Asteraceae.